AUGGCGGCUUUGGCUCCCGGAAUUCUUCAAAAGCUAAUCGACGGUAUGAAAACAGGAAUCAAACCGACGAGAGAACACCGGAGCUCUAUGUUACAAGUCACAGAUAUUGUACCCAUCGAUCUCGACGAGAAGAAUCUAGUCCCGAAACAAGGGUUUCUCAUCAAAGUCUCCGAUUCAUCUCACUCAAUCUACGUCACACUUCCUUCGGACCAAGACGACGUCGUUCUAAGCAACAAGAUGCAGCUUGGUCAGUUUAUCUACGUCGAUCGGCUCGAGCCAGGAUCCCCUGUUCCGAUCAUCAAAGGCGCAAAGCCAAUCCCUGGGAGGCACCCGUUACUCGGGACACCGGAACCGUUGAUGGGUCCGAAAGGAAAAUCCGAACAAGAACCUGGUUCGAAGCCAAGAAGAGGUUCUUGGGGACAAAACAGCGACUUUACUUCUCCUUUUGUUAUGAAAUAUGUGCCUUUGGAUUUCGACCAUUCUACGCCGGCGAAGAGGUUAGCUUCAGCGAGAUUCGCGGCGUCUCCGAUCAGAAGAGGCGCUGUGAGAUGCUCUUUUGGUGGAGGAGUUUUGGGGAAAAUGGAAGGUGAGAGUCCGGCGAUGCUGAGGAAGAGUUGUGUUGUUCCGUCUUCGGCUUCGAAGUUUCCGAGAAGUAAAAGUGUUUGUGAUAGAGAUGCUAAAAGGAACAAUGCAUCAGCUUCUGUUCUUAUUAGUCCUUUCAAAUCCUUUGUAGAGGCUCAUGAAGAUGUUGUUCCUUUGUCCACCUCGAAGAAGACGCUUAGUAAGCUGAUAAAAACCGAGAAAAAUACCAAUCUACCAGGAAGGCUCAACACAUUAAGCAAGGAAGCAACUCAGCUUCGGGAAACAGCUCAGAAGAUUGCCCUUCAGGCAUUGCGAGAGGCCACAGCUACGGAAACUGUUGUUCGUCAUCUCAAGACAUUUGCCAAUCUAAGCAAAUCAGCGAAAGCUGAUUGCCCGGCGGCGUGUUUUGAGAAAUUCAUGGAGUUUCACCAACAGAUAGCACAAACCAUAACCGAAAUCGCAUCCAUUGAAGCAGCUAUUUCAGAUACUACGAGCAUGUCACAAAACACAUUCACAAGAACCGAAAAUCAGAAGCCAAAAGAAGAUGAGUCUUCGAUACUGCAUGAAAUCGCGCAUAAUUCUAUUGAUCAGGAGAAAAGCAGAUCAAAGAGGCGGAUUAUCUUGAAGCAGCAGCAGAGUGAAGUGAAGACAUUGAGAUCAAAUGAUGAGAACAAGAAUCCAGCUUGUGGUGGGAUAGGCAACACGAUUAGGUUGGCAAAAGAGAUUGAGGACGAAGCUGGAAACUGGUUCAUGGAGUUCAUCGAAAUGGCUUUGGAGAAAGGUAUGAAGAAAUCUAAAGGCCCUGAUGAUGCAGACGUUAAGAAGGUUCCACAAUCUAUGAUUCUCAAAGUUUUAAAUUGGGUUGAAGUGGAACAGUCUGAUAGCAACAACAAGAAACGUACAGUCCAUCCAAAAGCAUCAAAGAUCACUCGAAAGCUCAGAAUUAAAUCGAAGAAUCCUUGA
This is a messenger RNA of Arabis nemorensis, 1545 nucleotides long. The record is from the annotation of a GenBank genome assembly. NCBI's taxonomy places the organism in Eukaryota, Viridiplantae, Streptophyta, Magnoliopsida, Brassicales, Brassicaceae.